Pomacea canaliculata is the source of this 1717-nucleotide messenger RNA. Its product is annotated as phosphonoacetaldehyde hydrolase-like. Gene Ontology annotation, molecular function: phosphonoacetaldehyde hydrolase activity; phosphoglycolate phosphatase activity. Gene Ontology annotation, biological process: organic phosphonate catabolic process; DNA repair; dephosphorylation. The record is from RefSeq and is a predicted model, not a curated record. Lineage: Eukaryota; Metazoa; Mollusca; Gastropoda; Architaenioglossa; Ampullariidae. The transcript is spliced from 3 exons. The coding region runs from base 358 to 1200 and encodes 280 amino acids. Gene Ontology annotation, cellular component: cytosol.
AGUAAACAUCCGUGUGUUAGGCUCUAGUUUGCAGCAACAACAACAGCUGUUGCGUGCAGCUCAGAAUUGGCAAAAACUUGUGUAAUUUGUCUGGUUCCUUUUCUUGUUGAAUAGAACAAUCGACUUUGCGAGUCACGCGAAGAUCGACCCUCACACCACGGAUAAUUUGGUAUCGACACUUAUCACCAUCAGUGAAGCACUCCAACAGGUGAAGGUCAUGCUGAGUGCGGCUGCGUGAUGUCCACGAAAAUCACAAUUGUCGCUGCAAGGGACGCUAUCUUCGCGUUAUUUAGCUUUGCGAAGCAAACUCGACAGGAACUGAAUCAACUACGAGCAUUUCUGUGAAAGAUUGAGCGGAUGAACCACUUUCGCUUCACACGCAGCUACCUGGGCCCGGUGCGCGCUUGCAUCCUAGACUGGAGUGGCACUACGAUAGAUAAAUAUGUCUUGGCGCCGGCCACAGUCUUCGUGCAAGUCUUCCAGAAAUUCAAGGUGCCCAUCACCAUGAAGGAAGCGCGCGUACCCAUGGGGCUCAGGAAGGACCAGCACAUCCGGGAAAUCAUGCGCAUGCCCGCCGUUAGCCAGCGCUGGCAGGAGGCAUAUGGGCGGCCGCCAACAGAGCAGGACGUGCAGGCGCUCUUCAAGGAGUUGCUUCCAAUGCAGCUGUCGGUGCUGCGGCAGUACGGCGAACUGAUCCCUGGCACCGCGCAGGCCGCGCGGCAGCUGCGUGAGGAGCUGGGCUGCCGCAUCGGGGUCACGACCGGCUUUUUCCGCUCCAUGGCCGACAUCGUACGAGAGGAGGCUGUCCGCCAAGGCUUCGUGCCUGACGCUGAUGUCACGGGCGACGAGGUAGCCAAUGGCGUUCGGCCCAAGCCCUUUAUGCUUUUCCGCAACUUGGAACUGCUGGACGUGGACCUCGUGCAGGCCGUUGUAAAGGUGGAUGACACUGUACCUGGCGUGGGCGAAGCCCUCAAUGCCGGCUGUUGGGCCGUGGGAGUGGCACGCUACAGCAACUACAUGGACGUCGACAGCCUGGAGCACGAGGCACGCCUGACGCCACAGGACGUGCAGGAGCGUCUGGAACGCACGCGCGAGCUUCUGCGAGCGGCUGGCGCCCAUUACGUUAUCGACUCCCUCGCCGAUCUGCCGGAGGUGGUGGCCGACGUGAACCGGCGACUCGCCAGCGGCGAAAAACCAUGAGUUUGCUUGACUGUUAACUGAUUUUUUUUUUUUGAGAUUGAUGUAUGUGCUGAUAGAUUCCUUAAAAUCUGUCCUUUUGGUAACUGGGCAUCCGGACUCAGUUUAUAAUCAGUAUACAAUGAGGUACAUUUUAUUUUUUGUUCGUUGUUUUAGUCUAGUCCUUGCAUUUCUCUGAAAUACUCAGACUUAUUAGGCGGGUAGACAGCUCUUGUGGAGGCCUUAAUAAUUUGUGUACAAGGAUAAAUAUAACAUGUGUUUGCUUAUUACCAUUAUACGUAAAACAUACUCUGCCAGAGGAGCAUAUUUCACAUUCUCCGCAAGCGCACUCGCGUGUACCAGUCUGAGUGUGGUAUGUGGGAUAUUAACAGAUAUUAACAGUGUCUUGCCAGAGUUGAAUGCGACAUUAAAAAAAAAAUGUGUGGUCUGUGUGUGUGUGUGUGAUUAAUUACCAAUUACCAAAACUACGGUUUUACGAAACCGUAAGAUUCAUGUAUUAAAAAAAUGCUUUUUAAAGAUU